AUGUCUACACGAAAUUUUUCAGCAAUGUUAUUCUUUGAUCAGUCAGAAGAAUGGAGUCUCUUGAACUUUAUAAAGUACCUUGAUUCGAUAGAAAGUUUGCGCGACAGCUCUGAGCCACACCGCAAAUAUGGAAUAAUUCUAAAUGGAAUUAAGAAUGAUGAAAAUGAGUCGCAGAAAAAAAGGGAAAGAGCUGAACAAGCACUGUCAACAUACGAGGGAACAAGCGAUAUUUUAGUUCUUGGCAAGAGGGAUAAUCUAAGACGAUUAAAAUCAGAUCUUGGAGUUGGAGAUAAUAUUGAAAAUGGUGGACUUACGAAAUCCCCUUAUGAAGACCAAGAGGAUAUUGAUAAGACCUUAUGUCGCCCUGAAUUUUAUACAAUAAUUUUUAAUGAUUUAUUAUAUCUACAGAAUAAAGAGUCGGUUGGCUCAACUAAGAAAGCCAAAACCACGAAAGACACGCUAUCCUCAUCACAUGGAGUACCAAAACCAUCGUCAUCAGCAGGAGUGACAAAACCAUUUUCAUCAAGCUUAGAAAGCGCAAUUAAUAGUCCCGAGCCACGUACUCCGCCUCAUCGAAUUUUUUCGUAUGGUACUUCAUCAGGUUCUUCCGUAUGUAAAGAACAUGGUUCUAAAGAUGACACUUCUGAAGAUGAUCUCCUAAUGAAAUCUCCUGUUGAUAUCACCGUCGAUUGCAAGCUAAUUGUCAAGAAUAUGUGUGUUAGAUCAAAAAUGGAGCAAUGGCGUCGCUCAUCAAGAUAUGUUGAAGAGAUACAUAAACAAGAUGAUCAGAAUUCGACAAACAAAGGCUCAUUGGAUUCAUCUCGUCAAGACGAAGUGAAUGGUGGUUGGCCUAUAUCUCUAGGAUCAAUAGAUGCCAAGAUAUAA
Rhizophagus irregularis DAOM 181602=DAOM 197198 is the source of this 885-nucleotide messenger RNA. NCBI's taxonomy places the organism in Eukaryota, Fungi, Glomeromycota, Glomeromycetes, Glomerales, Glomeraceae. The record is from RefSeq and is a predicted model, not a curated record.